UAUCUGUCUGUAUAAUUGAUAACAACAUUAAACAGUACAGACCACUGAGGAGCACCGCUUGUCACUGCUCUCCAGCCCCUGACGCUUGCUACCCUUCCCAGCGCUGCCCAAACGGGUCGCUGUUAGCAGCAGCCACAAGCCCCUCGCUUUGUUCCAUGGCUGAGGGCUAGCGGAUUGGUGACGUUCCCCAGGCAUUUGCUUCUGUCCCUAAGACAGCUGAGCCUUAUGUCAUCAUCACGGCCAGCCUUUAACGCCUCGCCCCGCGGCGAGGGGAACCCCAGGGCGGCAGCAGCGGUUCAGGUCGAAGUCUCCCCGGGGCCGGCCGGGCGGAGGGCCAGGGCCUGCUGACCUGCCGCAGGGGCCGGCGGGGGGCGGGCAGCGCAGGGCCGGCUGUCAGGACACCGAAAUAGGCGCUGCCGCUCCGGCCCCGCUGCCUCCAGGAGGUAGUAUUUCUUCCAAAGAUGGUGCCAGGGGCGCCGCGGGCCCGGGAGCGCCGCACGCUGCGGCCGCGCUCCGCCCAGGCGUAAGUAGCGCGGCGGGAGGCGGGGCGGGCCGGAGCGCGGCAGGGGCAGCGCGGAGCGGUUCCCAGAUCGCCAGCGGGCGCGGACAAAGCGUCGCGGGGGAGCGGCACUGCGGGGCGGCUCGGCGCGUCGGGCUGCCCGCGGUGUGCGCGGCUCACGGCCAUGGCCCUGGUCGGGCAGGAGGACUACGCCUACUUGUACGAGGACUCCUCUUACCCCGCCGGAUUCCUGGAGGCGUUCCGGACCUUUUACCUGGACGGGCUCUUCACCGACAUCACCCUGCAGUGCGCUUCGGGGGUCAUCUUCCACUGCCACCGAGCCGCGUUGGCUGCUUGCAGCAGUUAUUUCAGAGCCAUGUUCACAGCCGACAUGAAAGAGAAAUCUAAAAAUCAGAUCAGACUUCCCGGGCUCAGCCACGCCGUGCUGGAGGCUCUCGUGAAUUAUGCAUACACGUCACAGAUCCAGAUAACAAAGAGGAAUGUCCAAAGCCUGCUCCAGGCUGCAGACCUCCUGCAGUUCGUGUCAGUGAAGAAAGCCUGUGAGCAGUUCCUAGUGAGGCAUUUAGAUACUGACAACUGCAUAGGGAUGCACUCCUUUGCCGAGUAUCACGACUGCUCCGAGUUAGAAAAGGAGUCCAGGAGGUUGUUGUUAUCACAGUUUGAAGAAGUGUGUAAGCAGGAAGAGUUUCUGGACAUUGGUAAGGAGAAGCUCUCUUUCCUUCUCUCCAGAGAGAAUCUCAAUGUUUGGAAAGAAGAGACAGCUAUUGACGCUGUCAUUAAGUGGGUUGCACACAACGUGGAAGAGAGAAUUGAAGACAUCUGUGAACUGUUGAGCUGCAUCAAAGUAGACUUAGAUAACAUGUAUUUGAGGUCAGCUUUAAGUGUACAAAAAAAAUGCCGCCUUGAUGACAGUAGGAUAAGAUCACUCAUACACAAUGCCCUGAGCCUGAAUCCCAAAGGUCUCUCCAGAAAACCCACGGCAGCUAUGUAUGUGAUUGGAGGAUAUUACUGGCAUCCCCUGUCGGAAGUGCAUGUGUGGGAUCCGCUAACCAAUGCGUGGGUCCAGGGAACAGAGAUGCCUGAUCACACUAGAGAGAGCUAUGGGGUCACUAGCUUGGGACCAGACGUAUAUGUGACAGGAGGUUAUAGAACAGAGAGUAUUGAAGCUCUUGACACUGUGUGGAUAUAUAAUAGUGAGAGGGAUGAGUGGACAGAAGGCUGUCCCAUGCUCGACGCAAGGUAUUACCAUUGUGCAGUUUCCUUGAGUGGCUGCAUCUAUGCUUUGGGUGGUUACCGAAAGGGAGCUCCAGUUCAAGAAGCUGAAUUCUAUGAUCCUUUGAAAAAGAAGUGGCUUCCUAUUGCAAACAUGAUCAAAGGUGUUGGAAAUGCCACUGCCUGUGUCCUGCAUGAAGUAAUCUAUGUAACUGGAGGUCACUAUGGGUACAGGGGAAGCUGCACCUAUGAUAAAAUCCAGAGAUACCAUUCAGGUAGCAAUGCAUGGAGCAUAGUCACCACAAGUCCACAUCCAGAAUAUGGAUUGUGUUCAAUUACAUUACAAAACAAGAUCUAUUUUGUGGGUGGACAGACCACGAUCACAGACUGCUAUGACCCAGAGCAAAACGAGUGGAAGCAGAUGGCUCAUAUGAUGGAGAGAAGGAUGGAAUGUGGCGCAGUGGUUAUGAACGGAUGCAUCUAUGUAACAGGAGGAUAUUCCUAUUCAAAAGGGACAUACCUGCAAAGUAUUGAGAAAUACAACCCUGAGCUGAACAAAUGGGAAGCAGUAGGCAACCUUCCCAGUGCCAUGCGGUCCCAUGGCUGUGUCUGUGUGUACAAUGUGUAAGCAUCUAAUUUUCAUAUUGCUGUUACAGAAAAGAGCCCACACAGUAUUCAUAGUGGUACUGAUUACCUCAUGAGUGAGAUGUGUAAUACAAUCUUUUCACACAUGUUGUAAAAACUAGGUAUAGUUUGCCUUUAUUUCAAACAAUUCAGAAACACAAAUGUGGUACAUUUUCCCCUAUUUCAUCAGUCCCAUCAUUCUUUGUCAUGAAAUAGAUCUGUUGUCACUAACUGUAAGGUGAAACUAUGACACCGUGCUGAGUAUGGCCAAACAAAAUACUUUCUAUUUCUGUGGACUGCUGAGCUUAAGAUGAAGUCUUUGAUACUCCAGCUGUUACAUCACCCACAAGUCCUUCUCUGCUUGCAGACAGCAGGUCUAGUAGCAUGUCUUCCCUAGCUGGCUCCCUCACAAACUGUGUCAGGAAGUUAUCCUCCACACAAUCUAGGAACCUCCAGGACUGCUCCCUCUCUGCUGUACUGUAUUUGCAGCAGACAACAGGGACAUUGAAGUCCCCUAUGAGAAAAAAGGGCCAACAAUAGUAAGAUUUCUUCUAUAUUCUUAAGGGAUAUUUUAUCUGCAUCUUCAUCCUGGUUGUGUGGUCUAUAACAAAUUCCAACCAUAUCUGCUUUGUCAGCCUUACCCAUAAUCACUUGACUCUUUCAUGACCAUCAUUAAGCUUGAGAGAAUCAAAACACUCCCUGACAUACAGAUCUACCCCACUGUCUCUCCUUCUGGAGAGCUACUGAUUGUGGCACUCCAGUUGUGUGAGACUUCUCCCCGUGUUUCUGGGAUGGCCACAAAACCAUCGUUUUCCUGAUGCACAACAGCUUCUAGCUUCUCCUGUUUGUUUCUCAUACUGUGUGCAUUAGUGUAAAUACACUUCAGCUGAGCUAACAGUCCUGUACCUUUUUGCAAGGGAAAGUCCUAAUUCCUGCUUGAACAUUUUCAGGUGCUCCCAUAGUUACUAACCCUUUACUUUUUGCUGCAGAUGGGUCCCUCCAUUCCCUAUCUCUACUUGACACAUCAGACUGAAAGACCUGCUAGCACACCAUUCUUCAAACAUUGGUGUGCUGCUCUUGGACUUAUUUCCAGCAAGCCUGAUGCUGUGCCUUUCCCCGUCACAUCUAGUUUAAAGCUCUUUCAAUGAACCCUGCAAGCUCCUGUGGUAGGAUCCUUAUCCUCCUUGUGACAGGUGUAUCCUGUCUGUUGCCAGCAGGCCUAAUAUUCUCUAAGUCAGCACACCCGGCUCAGAGCCAAGCAUUGAUCUGAUGGCUCUUCCAGUUUAUUCUCCCAUCACUCCUCACAACUGGAGGUAUAGAGAAGAACACUACUUGUGCUCCCUAUCCCUUAACCAGUUGUCUAAGCACCCUGGAGUGUCUUUUUUUUAUUUUUUGCUCUCAGGUUUCUUCUUGUUACUUCAUCACUACCUUCCAGAAAGAUCAGCAGUGGAUAGUAACCUGAAGGCUGUACUAGGGAAGGAAGCUUUCUUCUUACAUUGUUAAUACAGGCCCCAGGGAGGUAGCAAACUUCCCUAAGAUAUGGGUCUGGUCUGCAUAUUGGUCUUUCUGCUCCCUUCAGGUGAGAGCCACCCAUGAGUAUCUUUUAUUCUUUAGUGAAGAGGUUCUGAUGAGGAUGUGCCAGUGAGGGACAGCACAGACUCCACAUGAUUCAGUGUGAAUCUCACCAGAGACCUUUAUUGUUGGUUAUGACCCUGCUUAUGUAGUCUAGAGCACAGCACACACCCCUACACAUUAGCAUAAUCUAGGCAAGUACAGCCCAGUCUUUUACAUACAACAUGCCUUGUUUUUCCCCUUAGCCAGAUGUCCCACUCUCUUUCCUCCCCUGUGGGAGGCAUCCUGAAGCUGUGAGAAUGAAGGUCAAAUGCUUAUACACUCCUCACUAUUAUUCUAUCUUGUGUUGCAUUCCCACAAGGAUGUAGACUGACUAAACCUUGGCAACACUUCCAAGCUGGGUCUUUGUUAUCAUUCAGUCCUCCUUGCAGAGGAGACAGAAAUACCUUGGGGAACAGAAAGGCUCUUCCAGACCACAUCAGUUCCUCAGUCCAGCUUAUAUAAUGACUGCAGAAACAGCUCUUAGGCAUUGGCAUGAAAGGCAAGGACGACUCAAGUCUGCUGUAGGGUGUGGUAGGAAUUUCUUACACCAGCACUGCUUCCUAAAAUGAAGUUUUAUGUUUACACGACUUAUUAGGUGUGAUGAAAAGAGCUGUCCAAGCAGGUAAGCCCUGAAUUGGUGAUAUUUAUUUUUCUUGAUCAUAAGCAUUUUCAGCAUUUUUCUAUUCUUUCACAUUGUUAUGCUAUUUCUCACCUCCAUUUGACCACCAGUAGCAGGCUGCACUCUGUGCUUUGUUGUGAAGUUCUAUGAUAUACAGUUUUUGUUUUGAUGUCUUUUUGUGUCAGCUUAACUAUGUCAGAAGCUCAUGCCUGUGUGGAUUCAGUAUUUUGCUUCAUUACCCAUCCCAGUGGAAGCUAUUUAAGGAUCUAGUGUAAUUUGUUUAAAGACUCUAAAUUGUAAAGAAGCGUGGGGAAUUGAAGUCUGAUGCUGUUUGAAAUGCUUGGGCUGGGCAGCUGAGAAAAGUAAAUAAAGUGGCUGUUUCUCCUGGGAAUUGUUCAAAGGCAGGUGGAGAUUUAAAGGACAAAAUCAUAAGAGCAUCAAGGUCAUUUUUUGUAUUGAACAAACUCAGUGUAUAUAAUUUUUCAGUGCAGAAUAUGUACCUGUGGUGCUUGAUGUUGAAAAACGUGUGCAUGGAACACCAGGUUGUGGCUGGCUCUGAGGUUCACCUUGGCUUGUAUCCUGUCACUAACAGUCAGUGACAGGAUGUAAGAACAAGGCAAGGACUAACGAACCCUCCCAGCAUCUACCUGUCUGCUAGGUAAGCUAGGUGUUUAAUGUUGGCAAAGGAUGGCACUGUUCCAGAGCUGGAGUACAGGCACAGAGUCUGUUUUCUCCCUCUGGGCACCUUUCAAGCAUCUCUGCUCUGCCUCAGCCUUUUGUGAAGUGGCCAAAAAACCCUUUUUUAGUUCUUACAUGCUAGAGGAGCCAUGUGCUCAUCUGGUGUAAACAAAAGCCAGCGGGGUCACUGCUUAGGGCUCUUGAUUUGUCAGAGACUUUUGAAUGCUUUAGAAUAAACAGAGCAUGGGAGUUCAGACUUGUGGUUAAAUUUUAAGUGGUGCUAUUUUUCACAGAAUCCUACAGCGUCCUUUUAAACUAGCUCGUAUCUGUAGCCCAUCCCAAGAAAACAUGAAGCAAUCAGGUCCUGAGCACAGGAAGGAACAUGAGGUCAGUGAGAGGAAGUGGGGCUCUUGGUUCUGGUCAGUAACCUGUGGGUCCUGUGACAGGUGGAUCCUGUAGGCACUUAGGUAGUAGGUUUGUAAGCAACAGUGGUUGAACAUGAACACUGAGUUACUGUGCUAUCGGACCUGUAUUAUACUACGUAUUUUUUGUUUGAUCUGUGAACUAGAAAACUGACUCAGAGGCAAGGUGAAUUAAUUCAGUCCCGUUUGUUAAAUGUUUUACUGGUAUGACCCUCAUGUCUGUAGCGCUGUAGAUGUCCAUAACACAUCUAUGGUACUUAAGUGAAUGUCUGCGAUAGGAAAUAAAUGUAAGCAUAGCAUCAGUA
This is a messenger RNA of Pogoniulus pusillus (Red-fronted tinkerbird), 5994 nucleotides long. It is a transcript of the gene KLHL23, whose product is annotated as kelch like family member 23. The record is from RefSeq and is a predicted model, not a curated record. The coding region runs from base 684 to 2360 and encodes 558 amino acids. NCBI's taxonomy places the organism in Eukaryota, Metazoa, Chordata, Aves, Piciformes, Lybiidae. The transcript is spliced from 3 exons. Gene Ontology annotation, molecular function: protein binding.